AUGGGGCUGCUGUACAACAUCUUCGUCUCAGUUUUCUCCUCCAUAGGUGCCUUCUUAUUCGGAUAUGAUAGUGGUAUCAUCGCCUCCGUUAUCACCAUGUCUAGGUAUCUUGACCGCUUCGGCGACAAUGCGAGCAUCAGAGGUGGCGUCGUAUCCUCGUUUAAUGUCUUCCUAGGGGGAUGUUUCUUUGGUGCUAUGGGAGCUGGCUGGUGUAAUGAUAGAUUCGGUCGUAAACGAACAAUUCAAGUUGGGACCAUAUUCGCAUUGUGGGGAUGUGCUAUGCAGACGGGUGCCAAUAAUGUUGCGACUCUCUUGGUCGGCCGUAUUAUUGCUGGCCUUGCAAUUGGAAUCCUCUCAAUGACCGUACCCCUUUAUAAUACUGAAGUCGCCCCUCCGAAAAUCCGCGGGUUCCUAGUUGGCAUGACCCAGCAGAUGAUUGGUAUCGGAUUCAUUGUAGCCAACUGGGUCGGUUAUGGCUGCCAAUACAUCGAUUCUGAUGCAUCGUGGAGGCUGCCUUUAGGUUUGCAAAUGGCGCCUGCAUUCCUGCUCCUCGUCGGUAUUCAAUUCCUGCCUAAUAGCCCCAGAUGGCUCUUAGAAGUGGGUCGCGAUGAUGAAGCGAAGGAAGUUGUCUAUCAACUCCACGGAACGACCCCUCAAGCUAGAGACGCCGCCGAUGUCGAGUUCAAGGAAAUGUCAGAAACCAUCAAAGCGGAAGUAUUCGUUCGUAGCAGAAAGCUUAGUGACCUUUGGGCUACCCGAGCUAUGCUACGUCGAACACUCGUGGCGGUCGGCGUUCAAGUAUUCGGACAGUUCUCCGGAAUCAAUGUUAUCAAUUAUUUCGGGCCAGAGAUGUACGCAGGUCUCGGCAUCACAGGCGGCCAGGCAUUGUUGGUACAAGGCAUUUAUGGUGCGGUGGGACCGAUCGCAAAUAUCUUCUUCAUUACUCUAAUCCUCGAUCGUGUUGGGAGGAAGAAGCCCCUUAUGUUUGGUGCUGCCAGCUUCGUUGUUACAUUCUCCAUACUGGCCGCAAUUGUUGCAUCAUUCCCUCCGCCUCCAGUCGAACUCGCCGGCCAGGUCCCCGUUAACCAAGCUGCUCAACGUGCCGGCAUUGCUAUGAUCUUCUUGACGAGUAUAUUCUUCUCCCUUAGCUUUGGCCCCGUCAGUUGGGUCUUAGCUUCAGAGGUAUUUCCAACGAGCACACGGUCAAUCGGCACUAGCGUUGCUACCUGCGCCAAUUGGGCGUUCAAUGUAUUGCUCUCGCAAGUUUCACCGAUUGGUAUGACAAACGUUAAAUGGAAGUUCUAUCUUUUGUUUGUCGCGUUGAACUUCGUCGACUUCAUCAUCAUCACCCUCUUCUUCCCCGAAACUAAAGGUAAAUCCUUGGAAGAUAUGGCAAUCGUGUUCGGCGACAACGUCGACACGAAGAGAAUUCUCGACGAGCACAAGGACACUUCUGACAGUGCAAGUAACGAAAAGCACGAGCUGGAGCACGCAUAG
This is a messenger RNA of Pleurotus ostreatus (oyster mushroom), 1497 nucleotides long. RefSeq lists its product as uncharacterized. Gene Ontology annotation, molecular function: carbohydrate:proton symporter activity. The record is from RefSeq and is a predicted model, not a curated record. Lineage: Eukaryota; Fungi; Basidiomycota; Agaricomycetes; Agaricales; Pleurotaceae. The coding region runs from base 1 to 1497 and encodes 498 amino acids. Gene Ontology annotation, biological process: transmembrane transport; carbohydrate transport. The transcript is spliced from 17 exons. Gene Ontology annotation, cellular component: membrane.